AUGCUUCAUAUCGUCAUUGCCGGUGCGGGCAUCGCUGGUCUUGCAGCGGCCGUAUCACUACGCCGAGCAGGUCAUCAUGUCCGACUCUACGAACAGUCUUCUCUGAAUAAUGAAAUCGGUGCCGCCAUUACAAUCCCGCCCAAUGCGAGCCGCAUUCUACUAGCAUGGGGCGUCCGACCACAAGACUGGGGGUUUGUGCUUGCCGAGGGCGCAAGCGGCUAUGAUCCUUUCACAAUGGAAAAGACGAUGGAUUUUGGGGGUAAGGGCUCUGCAGAAGCGAUUGGCGGUGCACCCAUGUAUCUCUCGCAUCGCGUUGAUCUGCACAACUGUCUAAAGUGGCUUGCGACUCGGGAGCAAGGACCGGGUGUACCAGCAAAAAUACACCGGCAAACUGACAGCAAGUUCAAGGACCCAGAGGCACCUUUAAUCACGCUCCGGAACGGCGAAGUGAUACACGCAGACUUAAUCGUCGGCGCUGAUGGUGUACACUCCCGUGCUGCGGAAGCGGUCUUGCAGCACAAGGUCGAAGCAAUUGCACCCCAGCACUCCAACAUUUGCUACCGCUUCUUGAUACCAGCCUCGGUCCUGGAAGAGGAACCGGAAACCAGGCAUUGGAACAUUGCGAAUAGAUCUCGCAUACGAGUUUUCUCGCACAAUGAUACACAGCGACGGCUGGUGACGUAUGUUUGUCGCGACAAUACGGUGCACAACUUUGUUGGUCUUAUUUAUGACGAGUCGGCGCGACUGGACGCCGAGGACUGGCAGGCAUCAGUGAAAGUCGACGAAAUUGUAGACAGGUUCAAAGACUUUCAUCCAGAUAUUGUCAAGGUCAUACGAAAAGCAAAGGACGUCAAACGAUGGCCGCUACUCUACCGAUAUCCGUUGAAAACAUGGCAUAAAGACAUGUUGGUCCUUGUCGGCGAUGCGGCGCACCCUAUGCUACCCCACCAAGGACAAGGAGGUGCCCAGAGCAUCGAGGAUGGGUUGGUGUUGGGCAUCAGCAUGCUUGGAGCUCGGUCACGAAAUGACAUUGAGAGCCGAUUCGGCAUCUACCAGGACGUUCGACGAGACAGGGCCAGUGUCAUUCAAAUUCUGAGUAACAUUGGGCAAGAUCUGGUGCAGCAGCUGCAGAACGAGGUGCUUCCCUAUCUUGACAAGGACAAGAUUCCCACCAAUCCGGCGCAAAUUCAACAGUUUAACUUUGGCUAUGAUGCCAUCCAGGCCGCGCUGGAGGCCAUGCGACGCCACGAGCCUGGGUUUUCGCUGCCAGCCAAUUUUUUCGAUGAAAAGGUUGUUGGAGUUCCGCCGAAAACGGUUUUGGCGGUUCACAGGACAGGCGCAUCUCUGCCGCAUUGCGGAAGCGCGACUACCGACACUGGUCGCGCAGCCGUGGAAAUUUCAUGA
Beauveria bassiana ARSEF 2860 is the source of this 1404-nucleotide messenger RNA. Its product is annotated as FAD binding domain-containing protein. Gene Ontology annotation, molecular function: FAD binding; monooxygenase activity. NCBI's taxonomy places the organism in Eukaryota, Fungi, Ascomycota, Sordariomycetes, Hypocreales, Cordycipitaceae. The record is from RefSeq and is a predicted model, not a curated record. Bases 1 to 1404 code for a protein of 467 amino acids. The transcript is spliced from 7 exons.